GGAGGAAGUGGAUGUUUUGGAAAAGGUUGAGAGCCAAACUGAAACUGCCGUUAUCGAAAAAUCCAAAGUUGUGUCCAGGACAGAAAAGUCUAAGAAAGGUGCUGAUAAUCAGACUCCAUCUGCAACACAACAGUCAGCUCCAGAACCAACCGAUGAACACUUGGAGGAUGUGGAGGGAAACAUUAAAGAAGAAAAGCUGUUAGAGAACACUGAAACUAGUCAGACACAAGACAUGAUUGCCACAGCAACCGAAAGACCAAUUUCUGACAUAAUUAGGGGUGCUAAUAUAGAGCCUGAAGGAGAAAAGACAAUUGAGACUACAGAUGUGAAGGAAAGUAAGACUAUGCCAUCUAAAAGAAAGCCAAAGAGUCCAAAAGUGUCUCCAGUACUUCCUUAUAAAGAGGAGAGUCAUACCAAACAAGACCAAGAUAAUCAGACGAGUAAUGCUGCUGUUGUGGUAGAAGGUAAUGUUAAACCAAGCCGGAGGAGGUCAAAGAAAGGUUCUGGAAGUCCAAAACCAUCUUCCAUGCAGGAGGUUGCUCCAGGAACAUCUGAAACCAUUUGUUCUGAAAGUGGAAAGUUGUCAACCACUAAAAGAAAACCAAAGUCCAUGAAAGUUUCCCCAGACAUGAUGAGGACUGAGAGAGGGCCUGAAAGUCAGAGGGCAUCUUCAGAUUCAGAAAAGGUGGCACUAGAUAUUAUUUUAAUUGAAAAAGGAAAACUGGCUUUGACUGUUCCCACAGAACCUGAUAAUGUUGAUAGGAUGCAGGCAAAAGAGGUGGAUGACCCUCAUAAGCUAUCAUUGCUAUCAACAGCUGAAGAUAAGGCUGGUGUGAUUGAGAAAACAAGUAUGUCAUAUAAUAUUGCGGUUUGUGGUGAUCCAGAAAUGAUCUCUUCCUCUGACAGACCUGAAGAUUUUGAGAAAGUUUCUGAAAGAGUGAAUUCUGUCAUAAAUAUAGAGGAUGUGAAAGAAAAAGCUGAGAUUUUAGAGGACUUAGAGAUUUCUAUAGUUUCAAAGACACCUUCAGAUGCCAAAGAAGCUGAAGAGGAACCUGAAUGUGUCUGGUGUGCUGAAGUUGCCACAGAUAAGUCUGAAACUGCAAUCAUACAAGGGAAUACAGCUCAAGAAAUUCUCCUCGUGACUGAAACCAAGCCUUCUGUCAUGGAUGUUGUUGAACCAUCUAGCCCUCAGUCAGAAGAAAUUGAUGGAAAUUUUGAAACUGCAUCAUAUAAUCUGAUGCCUGAAUAUGAGAUGUCUGUACAGGUUGAAGACAAUAUUCUUAAAGUUCCAGAGCAGAAAAUAACAACAAUCAUUCUUGCAACAACUGAGGCGUCUGUAGAAUCUGUGGAACCUACUUCAAUUGCUGUAUCUAGAGUUGACCUUACAGAGUCACAAAAACAAGACAUACCAGAAAAAAGCCUAGAGCAUCCUGCAUCUGUGUCUAUAGAACCUCAAGUAGUCUUACAAGAAUCUGAAGUAGAAAAAUCAAAUGUAUUAGCCGUAAUAAGCAAAGCCAAAAUCUGUGACAUUCCAGAGACAGUUGACAUCCUCGAAAGAGCUGCUAAUGUGGAUGUAACAGAUUGUAAGGAAGACCUGCACCCCAAUAAACCUGAGGGUCAUAUGGAUAAGACUGGUGUUAAAGAAAUUGAAAUUGUCGGUGAACCAGAUCAUGUCAAAGAUCUUGCUGAAUUCAUAGUACCUAAAGAAGAGAUUCAAACUCUCAUCACCAACAUCAUUCCUGAAGGUGAAAUAGUUGAUGUUCAUGUAGAAGAAACAGAACAAGUGUACACAGUUAUUGUCAACAAACCUGAGAGUAUUGAACAACUAGUGGAAACUGUGACUUUGCCUUUGACAGUUUCUUUGCCUGUUUCAGCAUUCUCAGAAUCACAUGAAACUAAAAAUGUGUCUGAAAAGGUUUUAGAACAACCCAUCACCCUGUCUAAAGAUUCUCAAACUACAGAACUACCGCUGUACUCCAAGCCGACAGAUGCCCCACAUGGAGUAGAUUACAUCAAUAAUCUAUGGAGUGACACAACUGAGGUUCAGAAAAGAUAUGUGGUACUUGACAUGCCUGGUAUUGCAACAUCCAAGACAUAUGAGAUAAAAGUUCAGCACUCUAAAGAUGAGGAAACAGAAAGGAUCACAUCUAAGCAAAAAAUAAUUGAACCCAGUGAGUCCACUAGUCAUGUUAGGAUUGUGGAUACCACAGAAGAAAGAGGAAAACCAGACAUGGAAUGUGACUCUGAUCAAGCUAUUACAGCUGUCACUGGAGCUGAGAUAUAUCCAGCCGAGCAGGACACAGUAAAACUCAGCCCAACAGUCAUUCAUUUGGAGGUCCUAAAAAGCAAGCAGGAAGGAGAACAAACUGAAUCAUCUUCAUCUGCUGCAAAAGAUUUACUAGCAACACCUGAUGAAAAGGGCAUAAAGAUCCACAUGGGUCCUGGACUAGCCAUUUUAAGACUUGAUUUAGAAAACAUAUCUGCAAUGGAGCCAAAAUUUAACAUUGUUGAAACAAGUCUACAACGUGAACCUGGAGAGCCUGAAGAUAAAUCUUCUCCUAAUGUUAGGUCUGCUGGUGAAAUGAGUCAAAUAAAGGUGCAAGUGAGCAGAACUGAACAGCCUUACAUAGAUGUAAUAAGUGACAUGAACAAACCAUCCCAGAGCUCAGAAGAAAAGUCUGUUACAAUUGAGAAAAUUCAAGUUGGUCCUGAAGUGCGCAUACUACAGUUGGAUAUAGAAACAACAACAGAAGAACCAAGAGUAAAAAUUCAAACAUGUAAAAAGGAUAAAGAGAUACAAGAAGCAAGCAUAGUUUCUGAUAUAGAGGCCCAGGGAAUGACAGUUGGCACAGCUGAGUUGCAAGAAAGUGAACCUGAAAGGCCAAAGAAUGAGGAUUCUGCUGAACAUAUUGAAUCAUCACAACUGUGUGACAUAGAGAAAGAAUUCAUAGAAAUCAGCUUAUUUGAGGAAGAUGCCCUAAAACCAAGGCAGGGUGAUGUUAUGACUUUGAAAUCCACAGAAGAUACAACAGCAGAAGUAAAAGAAGUUAAAGUGGAAGAAGAACCUUUUGAGGUAUCAGCACAAUCAGCCCUUGAUUUGGCUGAAAACAAGAAUGAAAAAAUGGAGAUAAUCAAUCUGGAACAUGAAGUAAAUGAUUUAUAUCUUGAUGUACCGGUGACCAUUGAGGAGCAGAAAAAUGGAUUUGUCCUGUUGACAAAAACACAGCAAAAAGAGGAAGAGAACGUAGUUGAGGUUGAUUCUACUGAGCCAUCUUCAACUGAUGUAGCAGUUCUGCCAUAUGAAGCAGAGACAUCAACAGUAAUUAGCUCAACUGAACAGCACAUAAAGACUUACCUAGAUAAAAUACCGGAUGAAGUGGUUGAAGUUUCUGCUAAAGAUAUUCACGAUUCACUUCAGAAAUGCAUUUCUGAACCAAAACAGUCAUCUGUUGAAGAGCAAACAGGUAUCACAAGUGAAAAUGUGCUGCAAGAUAAAGGUAAAACUACAGGAAAAACCAGCGUUGAGAUGACUGUGGUGAAUGUGACUACUGAAAACAACGAUGUGGAUGUUUUAGACAACAAAUCCACAAUGGCAGUAGAUCAAAGCUUUCCAGAAUACAAACAAUUGGAUAAAAUGUAUGUUGUCCUUGAGGAGAUGAGGUUUUCUAACAAGAUGAGUACCGACGAAAUGGAGCAAAUGCCUCAAAGUGAUUCAAUUUUAGCAUCUUCAAUUGGACCAACGUCAUUUUCCCAAAUUACCAUAACUAAGGCUGAGACUGAUCUGAGGCACAGUCAAAACACUAAAGAUGAUGUUCCUGAUGCUCCCCAGAGCCCCGUGGAAAAGGUAGCCUCUAUGGAGAAUAUUUUGAAGGGGGAGGAAGAAUUAAAGAAGGAGGAAGACGGUUUCAGGAUAGAAAAUUUAACUGAAAAUAAAGAGCUGACUACACCUAAGGCAUCUGUUGAGCUAAAGCAGGUCAUUACUGAAAAGGAAGGUGGCAAAGCUCAGCAUGACUCCAGCCAGACCAGUUCUGAAACAGACCAUGUUAAACUAAGCCAAGAGGAAAAACUGACCAAUGUCACAUCAGAGAACAAAAAGAGUGAAGAUCUUGUCCAAAAAAGACCUGCUGCCACUAUUAAAAACAAACCAGUGCUUGAAUCUGGGAUCCAGUUUGAGACAGUUACAGAAACCUUUGAGGUAAUAACCAUGGAUAUUCAGCCUGACAAUUUUACAGAAGAAGAAAAGACAGAUGAACAGACUGAUUUUAUGGCUGGACCCAGUUUUGCUGACAAACCCACAAUUAAUGGAACAGAAAAGGAGAAGGGGGGCAAAGAUAAAGAAAGGGAAGAGGAACCCAAGGGACAGAUUCAAGAACGAGAAACAGCAGCUCCCACUGGCGAAGACAACCUCGAAGUCUUUGAUUCAUCAAAGGUUUUGAUGCCGAGUGAAACUGAAAUGAACAAAGACACAAGGGAAAACGUCAUGGAUUAUGGACCACAAGCAGAGUCAGCUAGCACUUCUACACAACAAUUGCAGAUGUGCGUUGAUGAGGAGGUUUCAACAGCUCACAAACCAUUAGGUGAGUCUUUCCUGGCUGAAGUCAUGCAGUCAGGAGGCUCACCAGCUAAAGGAAACAAAGAAGAACAAAGCCUUAUGUCAACUGAGGCACCUGGAUGCUUCACCCUGAGGAAUAUCUUUACAGAAAUGAAGCUACUGGCAGUAAAAGGAGCCCGAAAUCAACUUAUUAAGAUUAAAUCACAGCACGAGGCUCCGGAGAGCUUGAUCACUUCCACCAGCAACGAUGUGGAGGCAUGUCUCAACAGACUGGCUGCACAAAUCCUGUGCUACAAGAACCAAUCAGCUGAUCUCAGUCCAUCAGCAAUGGCACAGCAGUUGGAAGAGGCUCAGCAGUGCAAACAAGAUAUCCAGGACCAGGUGUCAUUCCUCUCCAAGCUAAGAGGAACUGAUGCUGAAGACCAGGAUGUGUUAGAGAGACAAUGGAAUGUUGCUGCUCAGGAGGCAGCUGACAUCAUCCAGAUUAAAGAGGAACAACUUCAACUGGUCACUGAUUACUGCAAACGAAUCCAAACAGCCAGAGACACCUUGGAAAAACAAAAAGUAGAACUAGACACUGUGAAAAUGUCUCCUGAACAUAGCAGCUCCAAAGAGGCAGAAAAGCUGUCCUCUUUACAGAACAACAUGGAGCAGAACUGGCCAGUAUUUAAAGAACUGCAAGUGGCCUUCUCCAAGUUGAGCCCCUACCUCAGUCAUUCUGAGCAAGUCUCUGUACAAGCUGAGCUGAAGGACUUGCAGAGGAAGUGGAGAGACAUGGAAAGAGCCAUUGAGAAAAGCCUUCAUCACACAAAUGUCCAUCGCCACCAGAUCUGUAGCCUUCAGGCACAAAUAAUUGCCCUUCAGGAAUGGUUAGAUGCACUUGACAGAGAUCUGAGCGCCAUGUCUCUUUCAGCAACACAGUGGAAUUGUAAGACGGCUCAGCAGCUGAUGGAGGCAAAUGCAGAAGUAAAGUCUGCACAGCAGACAUACGUCCAACUACAGGAGUUUUCAGAGCUUCUUCUUCUCAGCUCACAAUGGGAGACAGAAACUACUAAAAUACAACAGAGUCUCCAGAACAUCAAAGAUAAACUUGAUCAUACAGAAAAAAUUGUGUCUAGUCAAAUCCAGACCAGCAGCAACCCCAUCAUGGAAAAGAUCAUUGUUGUGAUGAGGGAUGGACUUAUAUGGGCUAAACAAACUGAGAGUGAUAUUGAAAGCAGAAGACGGAGGGUAGCCCUCCUCCCUGAAGAGGUUCACCAGCAGCUCCGAGAUUUAAAAAAGCUCCAGUCUGAGGUAAUGGGAAAACAGUGCCAAUUGGAGGCACUGGUGGAGGAGGUGACAGAGCUCCUCCCACAGUUGGACCAAGAGGAAGAGGUGCCAAUGGUCCGUAUUUCUCUUCAAACCCUCACUCAACUCUCACACUCCACUACUGAUAAACUGGCUGUUGCUGUACGAGAAUUAGAGUCAGGAUUACAGACCAGAGAGAAGAUGUCAGAGCAGAUUGCUGACCUUGAUUCUUGGGUAGUGACUCAUCUGCACAGAGAUGCUUUCAGAAGUGAAGAAAGUGAGUUUAGAAGCCCAGCAGAACAGGAUCGGAGGGUCCGUCAGGUGCAGGAGACACUGACUGAGGCUGAUAAACAAGCUGCUGUCUGUGAGGCUUUGCUGAUUAAAAGCAAAGAAAUCUCUUCUGAACUCAGCAUCUCAGAGAACUGUCAGCUUUUUGAAAGGAUCACCAACCUCCGGGAGGACAUUGGAUACAUUAGAAGCAAUGAGGAGGUCAACAAGAGGGAGCUGGAAAAAUUCAUUUACACAACAACUUCUAACAAGAAAACUUUGGACAGCAUUGAGCAGAGCCUGAGGCAGAUGUUAGUGGAUCUCAGCAGGCUCCGGUUUCCAAUCACAGCAGAGACAUUGAAACCAUUAAAACCUUUCAAAAAUUUGAUUCGGGAGCAUAAGACACAGGUUGAUCUCUCACAAUCUUGGAUUUCACAGGAAAAGACACAGCAGCUAAACUUGGUCAUCUCAGAAAUCUACACUAAAAUAAUCAACCUGGAAAGAAAAGCCAGAGACCAUGAAAGGUACCUGCACAUGAGGCAGUUUGUGGAGGAACUCAGGGAGGAACUUCAAGUUCAGGUUCGUCACACUAAAGAAGAGAGCAAAUCUCCUGAGGAGAACUACAACAUUUGUCAGACCCUCAUCAUCAAGAUUUAUCUUGUCAAGUGGUUUUUUGAGGAGGCCAACGCUGAACUUCAGGUGAUUUCUGCUGACCUUUACCCAUCUCAGCUGUGUGAUGAAAAACAGAGGCUUAAAGAUAGCGAGCAGAACCUCAACACCAUGAAGAUAAUGCUCUGCAACAACCUUAGCAUCAUUGAGUGGGAUCUUUUGAAGGAGCUGGACCUUGAGUCAGUCAGGGAAGAUGCUCAAUCUUCUCUCUUUAACAUCCAGCAGCAGCUUCAGGCACCCAUCAAGAUGGAGCCAAACGAAACCGCGAUCAGUGAGGAAUAUCAGAAACUUAUGAUUCUGAAAAAGACUCUUGAGUCAAGAAUGAGGGCACUGGAGAUUUUGGAACAGAGAAAGGGAAGCAGAAAAGAUGGAAACAAGGAUCUGAUUUCUUUAAAAAAUGAAGUCAUCAGUGAAUGCGAUUCAAAAAUGGAACAUGUUCUCAAGGCUAGAGAGACUCUCAGAAGUUACACUUGUGCUGUCAGAAGAGCCCUGCUGUUCCUGUGGGACAUUGAGAUCUCUCUGCUACCACCUUAUGGCUCCACUGCAGUCUGCGCAGACAGACAGAAGGAGGUCCAGAAGGCUUUGUUGACAUUGCAGCAUCAAUUCCAGACAUAUGUGGAGCAGCUCCAGAAUCAGUUUGAGUUGCAUCCACUGCUGUGCCCUGUGAAGGUGGAGCAGCUUCUAGAGACGAUCUUGAGUCAGCUCCUGGUCAGGAUGUCCACUCUGGAGGCUAAGGGACAUGUCCAGCUGGACCGUCUCAGCAGAUGUGCUGAACUUUACAAUACAUAUGUGAAGAGCCGAGAUGAAAUCCUGCAGAGUUUGACAAAGGCAGAAAACAGCUUACUGCAGUUUAUAUCUCAGAAACCGACCAGUCUCUCUGACUGCACUGACCAUGAGGCCAAAGUUAAAGCUCUGUGUGAGGAAGAGGAGUCUCUGCUGAGGCGCCUGGACCAGCUGAGAGAAUGGUGUCAGGAACCAGGCUGUAGAAAAGUCAGAGAAGCCACGAUGACGUCCAUCUGGAAGCGAACUUGGAGACUAUGGCGAUGCACCUGGGAGCUGACAUUUCGAAGUAAACAGAGGAUCACUGAGUGGAGUGAUGUCACCAACAGUGUAAGGAAGGCAUCAGCUGUCCUGGACCAGGUGGAGGCGGAGCUUCCUAAUAAGUCACAGUUGAAGGUGUCUACUGAGGAGCUUAAUGACCUUGUCCAGUCCUGGGAACAGUAUCAGGACAGACUGGACUGUGAGCACCGCUCACUGUCAGCGCUAGAACUGCGAGCUGCAAGGAUGCUUGGAGUCCCCGCCCACCUUGAAGAAGCCCCUCCCACUCCGCUCUGCCAGCAGCUACAGUCUAUGCAGGGCAGAUAUGGCAGUGUGAAGCAGCAGAGCAGAGAGGGUUUGGAGGCAGCCAGGUCAGAGCUGGUGCAGAGAGAAAAGGUUCAGGAGGAGCUGCAGAGUGUAAGGGUUUGGCUGGAGGCUGCAGACGGUCUUCUGUCUGAAAUGGAGCGGAGCAACAGCACACAGGAGCUGCAGGAGGUGCACAGCCAGCUCUUCACCCAGAAGGCUUUGCUGCAGCGCAUCAUGGAGAACCUUAAAAUAAAGUACUCUGAUGUAAACACACCUGUGCCAGUGGAAAUCCAAGGACUUCUGCAGAAGGUCCAGCAAUCGAUGCAGCAGGUGGAAGUCAAGGUGGGUGAGGCAGUGGAGAGGAGUGGACCUGUCCAUAUGUUGGGGGCUAAGCUGGCUGAGAUCCGUGCUGGACUAAGGUCCGUUGAGAAGAGACUGGAUCAAAGAAGUCCAACGGUGAUUGAGGCAAAGGUCACUCAGAAGCGAGUGUGGGAUGAACUAGACGUGUGGCACUCCUGUCUAGCAGCCAUUGAGGUGGACAUGCAAGACCUGGAAAAACCUGAAGAGGCUCUUGCCCUCACAGAGAGACUGGGGGAGGGUCAGCAGCUCCACUCUCAACAGUCCAAACGGGCCGAGCAGAGGACCACACUCCUCAGCAAGACUCACACAUGGCUUCAGGAACAUCGGGAGAUGAUCAGCAGCUCCAAGAGCUGGAUGGCUGAAGCACAGUCAUGGCUGGCUGCUCCCUGUGCCUACACUACUGCCAAAGAUCUGAGCAGCCAUGUCCAGUCUCUGCAGAUGGUGUUGAAUGACUCGCAGCAGAUCCGCUCUACGCUGCAGGGCUUCAGUUCAGUGCUGCAGGAAAUGUCGCAGGUGUGUGACAUCACCAACCUCCAGCAGCAGCUUGUGGAGGCCGAUCAGGAAGUGGCCAACGUUCAGGACAGCUUCACCACUCCUUUGUCCCAGCUGGAGCAUGCUGCUGCUGAGGUGGAGGCCAUUGAGAGCGAAGUUAGACGAAUGGAGACUGAUGUUGCAGAGAUAAAGACUUUGUUAUCAUCUCCAGAAACUUUUCCUAGUCCCAGAGAGGAACGUCUGAAGGCGGUAGAGCAAAGGAUCCAGUCCAUGAGAAGAACUGUAGCUGAGAUCCAGAAGUGUAAACCAGGACUUUGUCUUCCAGACAAAUCUGAAGAAACUUUAGCUGUCUUUGGUGUCGUGGAUCACCUCCAGACUCUGCUAUUGGAACUGGAAAAGAAGGUGCCUGCUGUGUUCAUCCAGCAGCCCCCGACCCCUGUCCAAACCAAAGCAGUGACAUCAGAGCAAACCUCCACCAUUGCUACUUCUGAGACGCUGAAAACCACUGUGGAGGAGGCCGAGAAGGAGGAGCCAGAGGGGGGACAGAUCAAAAUCGCUCACAUGAAAGAGGACAUUCUUAAGAGAAGUGGAGCCACACUGCUGACUGUGGAGCAUUCUUCACCAGAGAAGAGAGAGUCCUCGUCACAUGACCCUGCUCAGCAGUACCAGCAUGAAGGCAAGAUUCAGGCUGAAGAAGCUUCAGAGACAGAAACAGACAGUGAGGAGCAGGGAGAUGAAGUAUCAGGAGGAGGAGCAAGAGGAGGAGGAGAAGGAGGGUUUUGGUGGUGGCUCUGGGAAACUUUCCUGGGCACUCGUCCUGAGGAGUCGAAAGCUGUGGUUCCAGCAGAAUCUGAAGCUGUUGAUGAAGAAGUCUCGGAAGAUACAGAAGAAGAGAAACAGGAUGUUCAGGAAACCACUGACACCACAGAAGAGGGUUCCCCUGAAGGAGCUUUUUCUAGACCUCUGGUCACAGUCAGAACCCAGACCCUGCUGGAGAGCAUGGGCGGGUCCCAGACAGAGCCUGGUCCUGGUUCUGGUUCUGAGUCCGCUUCUGGAUUAGAUGAGGAAGUUCUCCAUGUCUGCCUGGAGAGGGCUGAUCAGCUGGAGCUGUGGUUGCAGGAGGCCCAGAGGAUGCUGGGAAAAGCCACUACUGCUAAAGGUUCAGAGGUCAUGCAGGAGAGUCUGGAGUGGCAGCUUCUCAGCUGUCAGGAGAUGUUCCUGGAGAUCGAGCAGAAGUUGGCAGAUCUGUCCUCACCCAGAUCUGGAUCUGAGCCUGGAUCAGUCAGAUCCCAGCAGGAGGCAGCAGAGCUUCUCUCCUCUAAACUAACGCUCCUCAAAGAGAAGCUGGUCUCCUUUCAGCAAACACUGCAGGACAGACAGGAAGUGGAGAAGAGGGCAGAGGUCACAGAGACGCAGAAGUCACAGCGCCCCCUGAAGUCCAGGCUGAAGCGCAGCAGCAGUGUUCAGGAGAUUUUCUCUUCACCCAAAAACAAACUGCUGAGACAGAGCAGCCUGCAGCAGCAGCAGGAGUUGGAGCAUGAGCUGAGUCAACAGAUUGGACUGACACAGGCCAUCAUUGACCUGCAGGGCAGCAGACCUGGACCCUGUCAGGAAUCUCUAGAGCUAAGGUCAACCAGGGCUAAACCUGCUACUGGGCCUGAGGAUGGAGAUGAAGAACAGGAGAAGAAGAAGAAGAAGUGGCUUCAGCUCCACACUGAGCUGCAGACUCUAGUGCUGCGGUUAAGAAGCGUCACCUUCACACCUGAGGAGCUUCAGCAGCAGCAGCAGCAGCAGCAGGUCCGACUCCCUCUUGUAUCUUCAGAGAUGAUGCAGGGACCGUCUGACAGUUCCAGUCUCAGUCUGAAGGUGUCACACUUUCUUCUGUGGACAACUGAUGAAGAUGAUGAUGAUGAUGGUGGGACAAUGAGUUCUGCGAUUGGCUCAAAGCUUCUCACCCAGCUUCAGGGACUAACCAGGCAUCUGGAGUUGCUGCAGGAAGGUUCAGUGGCAGUGUCGCUGGAUGAGGAACUGGACCAGGAUUUGUUUCUGGUUCUGCACAGACUCUUCUUAUAUUUGUCCUCCAUCCAACAUCUCCAACAGUCUCCAGAUGUAGAAGUGACGCUGCAGGACCUGUCAGCAGAACUGUCCACUCUGAGAUGUCACGUGACCUCAUCAGACGCUGGUCCAUUGACAGAGGGCUGUCGUCGGUGUGUUGAAGCCCUGGUCCAGGUUCUUCCCAUGGUCCAGACUGCUGUGAACUGCAGAGAGACACAGAUCCUGAAGUUGCAGCAGGAGACAGGAGAGCAGAAGAGUCGACUGCAGGAGCUGCAUGCAGCCUUUACAUCUAACUGUCAAAUAACCAAUGAGCAGAGUGGAUCCAUGGACUUAAACCGACAACUCCAGGUGGCGCUGCAGAGGCAGGAGACACUGCAGCUUCAUCUGCAGCAGGUUGACUCCCUGAUGGAGGAGGUGGAGAAACACAACCUGAACUCCUCCAUCAUCCAGCAGGCUGCACAGCUACAGACAGACCUGGACUCCUCUCUACGUGGACUUAAGUCCCACUCCGAGGAGCUGAGGAGCAGCGUGGAGUUACAGCAGCAGUAUGAACGUCUGCUCCACAGCCUCCAGGAUCUUCUUGUCCAAGGCUCUGAACAUCUCACACGGCAAGAGACCAGAGCAGAUGGUGAGAGGCUGAGGAGCAGAGACGAUCUUCAGCAGAGACUCAGGAGACACACGACAUUUUUCCAGUUCUUAAGUCACCACUAUGAAACCCUGCAGUAUCUGACCUACAGACUCCCUGACAGCGCCCUCCACAGGUGGAGUGGUGCGUUGACAGAUCUGCAGGAGGAGCUGCAAUGUCAGGUGCAACACGGACUGGAGGAGGGAGCCAAGAUGGAGCAAAUGUUAGAGGUGUGGACACAGUGGGACAGUGACAGCACCUGGGCUGAGUCUCUCCUGAAAGAGAUCGAUACCUUAUUUACCAAAAUGCAUCAGAAGAAAGACACAAAGGAAAUCUCCUCCAGCCUCCAGGUUCUGGCCUGUGUUUUGGAGCAGAACCAGGACCGGUUCAGUCAGAUGCUGGAGGUGGGGCUACAGCUGCAGUCCUUAGGCUGCAAGGGAGUAGGUGUCGUCACUGGUCAGCUGAGGGCACAAUGGAGAAUCCUCCACGUCAGGAUGGACAGUGAACGCACCAUGUUCAGUAAAAUCAGAAAACUGAGAUGCAGGUUUGAUGUAGAUUCUGCUCUUCUGUCUGGAUGGAUGGACAAGACCAGGGUUCAGAUCAGAGACUGCAGUCACUUCACUCACACGGUCAGUCAGCAGAUGGACACAGACCACAGUGGGCAGCUGUUUCUCCAGUGUGUGGCCUUGUUGAAGCAGUUUGAAGCCCACUCUGACCUGAAGGUGGCAGUGAUUGCUGUUGGUUCUCAGCUGGUCCAGUUGAUGGAGUCAGGUGGAUUCACUUAUGCUGUUUGGGAGACAGACGAUCAGACCUCAGCCCCACAGCUGUCCUCAGUCCAGUCACGGCUUAGACAGAUGGAGGAGGACUGGUCCAGUCUGUGGACUCAACUUUCUGUCCUUCAACAAACUCUGCACAAGCUAUGGAUGAAAACAUUGACCCAGCAGGGGGCAGUAGUGGAGCUGCAAAGCUGGCUUCAAUUUGAGUCUCAACUGAAGGACAAUUGCAUGAGAAUCCACCAGAAGUCUUCAACUAAAGCUGAGUUGUUAGAGCUGCUGAAGUUCUGCAAGGAGUGCCAGGUGGACUUGUCAGCCCAUAAGUACACACUGGAAUAUGUAAACCUGCCACUGCAGACAUGCAGUACCAAUGUUGGCCACAUAGGACGCUACCAACACAACCAGUUUGCAGAAGAGCAGGGUCAUCUUAACCACCUGUGGCUCAGCUUUGAGGAAAAACUCAACUCUCAGAUCCAGAAAACAGAGCAGGAUUUGAAGAAGAGAACAGAGCUGGAGAAGCAACUUCAGCACAUUAGGAGCUGGAUCACAGACCAGAACCAGUGGAUAGACUCGGCUCAGAGAUCCAGCAGCAGAACAGAGGUGGAGCAGAACAUCACCACCUGCAAGGCUCUGGAGGAGAAGAUCAGGAUGAAGACCUCUGUCCUACAGGAGCUCAGAGAGAAGGGAAGUGAUUUUACCGCUCUGGCAGAUAAAUCCUUGGAGGCCUGUGUCGCUCUGACCUCACAGAACAACUCACUGCUGCAGAGGCUGCUCCACUCUCAGCAGCUGUGGGACUCUGUGGAGAACAGCCUGAGUCACAUGACACGCAGAACAGCCAGAACAUCACAGACUCUGGUUGUUCACAGUGACCCACAGCUCCACCUACAGGCCCACAGGGAGCUACACCAACAACUACAGCAUCUUCACGAACAGUCAGAAGCUGCAGAUUCUGAGUGGAACCAGCUGAGUCAGCUCAUCUCCUCCCUCUGUGACAUCAUCAGACCCUCUGCUGCACUUCUCCUCAAAGAGAGGCUGGACAGACAGAGACACAGCUGGACGUUGGUCUCAGCAGAUCUGCUCCGGCGCCUCCAGAGGAGUCAGGAGAUCCUGCAGGAGUGGGAGAAGUUCUCAGAUCUGUCCAAGUCUUUGUCCCUUCAGUUGAAGACUCUCCAGGAGGAAACAGUGUCCACUCUGAGUGAUAAUCCUGCAUACGAUGCCGAGGAGCAGCUCACCAUCAAACUUCAUAAAGUUCAGACUCUCCUCCAGAAGAGUGAAGCUCUUCACUCUGACCUGGAGAUGGUGCUGGAAUCCUCCAAGGCCUUGACCCUUCUCCUGGAGCCAUCAGUUGCAGCUCUGGUCCAAUCAGAGAGCAGACUGUUGUCACGUGGUGUCCUGCAGCUCAACCAGGAGCUGGCACUGAAGAUGGGUCGGCUUGAGGAUGACCUGAAGCAGCUGCAGAACUUCUCUUCAGUCCUGGACUCUUUGGACAGGAACCUGGAGAUGUGGCAGCAGAGUCUGGAGAUGGCAGCCAAGUCUCAGAGGGGGGAUCAGCCUGAGCUGCUGCAGCUCAGCACUCUGUCUGCUGACCUGGAUCUUCUCAACGAGCUGAGCUGCAGCCUGACGCUGGGAGACGAUGCUGCACGACGCCUCAGACACAUCAACCAACGCUGGACUGACACCUCUGCCCGAGCUGAGGAGAUGAGCAGUGAGCUGCAGACUGAGUCCCUGAAGCAGCAGGACUUUCAGCAGAAGUGUCAGGGCUGGAUGUCCUUCCUGCAGAGGAUGGAGGAGAACCUGGCUGUGGACGUGGCUGGAUCUUACUCUGGACUCAGGCAGCAGCUCCGCACACACAAGAGGUUCCAGGCUGAACUGACGACUGGUCACAUGAUCCUCCACUCAGUCAUCGGUGAAGCUCUUCUUCUGCUGCAGAGAGGAGAGGUGGAGGACAGGAGUGACUUCCGGCUGAAACUGGCUCAGCUGAGGCAGCGCGGUGCUACGUGCAGACCAACGGCGCUCCCUGGUGGAAGGUCUACUAAAAAACUGGCACCAGUACAACCGCAGCCUGAAGAAGCUGCAGAGGUUCCUGUCUGA
This is a messenger RNA of Cynoglossus semilaevis (tongue sole), 14515 nucleotides long. RefSeq names its product nesprin-2-like. The transcript has 51 exons. The coding region runs from base 233 to 14515 and encodes 4760 amino acids. The record is from RefSeq and is a predicted model, not a curated record. Lineage: Eukaryota; Metazoa; Chordata; Actinopteri; Pleuronectiformes; Cynoglossidae.